GUCCGUAGUCAAGUUGCCGGUGGAAUUGGCCCAGGAUGACAGCUGGAGAAUGGAGUCAGGUACGGGGAGCGGCUUUGAGUGGAACCGUGUGAAAGAGCCGGGGUGGGUAGUCGCUGGCGGGUCGUUGAGUCGGCCAUAUGAAACAGGUUCGGGGGCAGGGCAAGAGUUAUGAGAGCCUAAAGGUCCUGUCCCCCGGGGUUCCUGACCUGCAGUGGCAGGCGGAAGGGACAAGGGUUGGAGCUGAGUACUACCUACUGAGCUCGAACCGGUGACUGUGGCUACCCUCCCCCUCCCUGCCACCGCCUAGGGAGUGGAAAGAAGUGGGGGUUAAUUACUCUGACAUCUCGGCGGUGUGGCAUCAGGACAGGGUUCUACCACAGCAGUGAUAGCAUAUGGCACCGUACUGAGGUGAUGUGCCAGGGUGAUGCCAAAGGCAGGGUGUGAUGCCGUGGGAGCCACCUGAUAUCUAAGAGACCUCGUUUUAUCCAAGUAUGAAGAUCAGAUUACUAUUUUCACUGACUACCUAGAAGAAUAUCCAGAUACAGAUGAGCUGGUAUGGAUCUUAGGGAAGCAGCAUCUCCUUAAAACAGAUUGGGAAAGAAAGACCUUUUAACCUGAAACUGCUAACAGCCCAGCACCCAGAUAAAGCCAGAGCUUGGAAAGAGGCAGCUCUGAGAUUUGUGUCUUUCUGAGGAGACAUCCUCUUCAGAGGCCCUCACUUAGCGUGGAGGAAGGAACAGGAAGAGGCUGAUGAAAAGGCAGGAGAGGAAGUUAGGCAUUGUGGAGCUCCUCCUGAGCCUGGCUUCAUUAUUUUGAUUGGAGAAUUCUGAACAGUGGAAAGCCUGGAGCUAGCAAUUAGGAGACCUUUUGUAUUCAGACUCUUCUAACUCAGAAAAAUCUAAGCUGUUGUCUGAUAUAAGUGCUCGUCUAUGGUUUACAUACAGAAGGAAAUUUUCACCAAUUGGUGGAACGGGCCCUUCAUCAGAUGCUGGUUGGGGAUGUAUGCUACGCUGUGGACAGAUGAUGCUGGCUCAAGCCCUUAUCUGUAGACACUUGGGAAGGGACUGGAGCUGGGAGAAACAAAAAGAACAACCCAAAGAAUACCAACGCAUCCUACAGUGCUUCUUAGAUAGAAAAGAUUGUUGCUACUCUAUCCAUCAAAUGGCACAAAUGGGUGUAGGAGAAGGGAAAUCAAUUGGAGAAUGGUUUGGACCAAAUACAGUUGCACAGGUGUUAAAAAAACUUGCUUUAUUUGACGAAUGGAAUUCCUUGGCUGUUUAUGUUUCAAUGGAUAACACAGUGGUCAUUGAAGAUAUCAAAAAAAUGUGCCGUGUCCUUCCCUUGAGUGCUGACACAGCUGGUGACAGGCCUCCCGAUUCUUUAACUGCUUCAAACCAGAGUAAGGGCACCUCUGCCUACUGCUCAGCCUGGAAACCCCUGCUGCUCAUUGUGCCCCUUCGCCUGGGCAUAAACCAAAUCAAUCCUGUCUAUGUUGAUGCAUUCAAAGAGUGUUUUAAGAUGCCACAGUCUUUAGGGGCAUUAGGAGGAAAACCAAAUAACGCGUAUUAUUUCAUAGGAUUCUUAGGUGACGAGCUCAUCUUCUUGGACCCUCAUACAACCCAGACCUUUGUUGACACUGAAGAGAAUGGAACGGUUAAUGACCAGACUUUCCAUUGCCUGCAGUCCCCACAGCGAAUGAACAUCCUAAACCUGGAUCCUUCAGUUGCAUUGGGAUUUUUCUGCAAAGAAGAAAAAGACUUUGAUAACUGGUGUAGCCUUGUUCAGAAGGAAAUUCUAAAGGAGAAUUUAAGGAUGUUUGAAUUAGUUCAGAAACAUCCAUCACACUGGCCUCCCUUUGUACCUCCAGCCAAGCCAGAAGUGACAACCACUGGGGCAGAAUUCAUUGACUCUACUGAGCAACUGGAGGAGUUUGAUCUGGAGGAAGAUUUUGAGAUUCUGAGUGUGUAGAAUCCUGGGAACUCAACUUGAAGGUCUGUCUUCCAUCUGGCACCAUAAAAACAUGAACUUAUUGCAUAAAACUUUUCUAGUCAGCAAGUGCCUGAUAUGCCAAUAGCAUACAAACUCAAUAGCAAUCAUGACUGAGCCAAUCACUGUUUCUCAGAAAAACAAAACAAAACAAAACAAAUGACAGUAACCCUUCCCCGGAAAGAAAUAGAACAAUCAUGGAGCCUAGGAGCAGAGAGAUGAGGAGGAGUUCAUUGCUUCCCAGCUUGUGUUAUAUGGCUACAGCAAGUCUUCAGCUGCUGCAAUGAGGAAAUGGGCAUCUGGAAGACAAACAGCAACUCUCAGCUUGCUUCAAGAACCAGCAGAUAAGAGAUGGUUAAGCUGUUCUUCACCCUUUCAGAUGUGACCUCUUUUGGACUAAGCAGCAAUCUGUUCUCUUGCUCAAAUAAUAAAGUGACUGAAUCAGGGAGGAAAAGGUUCUUGUUAAAUUAUUUGAUUGUGUAGUUGAAGUAAUUAUAAUUUAUAUCAAAACGUUUGUCAAAGAAACGAUGUCAAAUAUACACUUCUUGAUCUCCCUUCUGUUUGCGGGGAUCUUACUAUUUGAUGGGUCACUGUCCCCAUUCUUACUGAUACUUUUGUCAGAUAUCACCCUGUCCUUAAAUCAUGAUCACUUAAAUCAGGGGUCAGCAAACUUUUUCUGUAAAGGGCCAGACGGGAAAUAUUUUGGGCUUUGCAGGCCAUGCGGCCUCUGUCACAUCUACUCAACUCUGCUGUUGACAUGCAAAAGCAGCAAUAGACAAUAUGCGUGUAAAUGAGUGUGGCUGUAAUCCAAGAAAACUUUAUUUACAAAAGCAGGUGGAGGGCUGGGUUUGGCCUGCAGGCUGUAGCUUGCCAAUCAGUGACUUAAAUUGUUGAUUUUUGUUUGAUAAAUUAAAAAUAAAUUGUGUUUGAAGUAUACCCUA
Messenger RNA from Homo sapiens (human), 2927 nucleotides. RefSeq names its product autophagy related 4A cysteine peptidase (gene ATG4A). Gene Ontology annotation, molecular function: cysteine-type peptidase activity; protein-phosphatidylethanolamide deconjugating activity. The record is from RefSeq and is marked reviewed. The transcript is spliced from 14 exons. Bases 1003 to 1968 code for a protein of 321 amino acids. NCBI's taxonomy places the organism in Eukaryota, Metazoa, Chordata, Mammalia, Primates, Hominidae. Gene Ontology annotation, cellular component: cytoplasm.